Messenger RNA from Cuscuta epithymum, 2252 nucleotides. NCBI's taxonomy places the organism in Eukaryota, Viridiplantae, Streptophyta, Magnoliopsida, Solanales, Convolvulaceae. The record is from the annotation of a GenBank genome assembly.
AAUUUAUCAGAAUGCCCAAUCACCCCACUGAACAAACAGAAAUUAGGUAAUUUCUCAUAUUUAAAAUCUACCCAAUGUCUAAUCUCCUCUUUCUUCAAAUCCAUGCACACUCUAAUUCUCAUGUCCAUGCACACUCUAAUUCAGUAAUUCUCAUGUAAGAUUUGCACUUUUCCUCAAACUGGUUCUUAUCAAAGCUAAUAAAAGUGCAAAUAUAAUUUACAAUUCUCCUAACAAAACCCAAGUUUCGAAAUUUAAAAGGUACUAUGUGGACCUGUAUCCAGAAAUUAGUCUCACACAAAAUCAUCUUUUUAGGGAUAUCAUUUGGUGAAGCAGAUCUCCUCAAGCACGCAAUUCAUGUCCUAAAAUUUGGCCACAGGGCUUGUGGUUAAUUUGGUGCAUCUUCUCCCUUUUAUAAAUCUUCUUCUAAAAUCAUUCCAAAUACACAGACAUAGGACAAAAUCUUGUCAACUGAACCCUAAAAUUUAUCAGCGGAACCGGGGUAUAUCUUCUCCUUUACUUUCAGUCAGCAGUCCAGUUUCCGCUUUCCCUCUCCGAUCUCCAUUUAACGUCUCUUUUAUCAUAUAUAGAUUUUGCCAUUUUACACGCGUAUGUAUCUUUUGUAAUCAAUUGUUUGUUCUACUCUGAAAUCUGAAUUGCAGAGCAAAGCGGUAAGGGAAAAAAUGCUGGACCCAAAUCUAUUUCGAGAAGACAAAGGCUUCAACCCUGAAGUCAUCCGAGAAUCUCAAAGGAGGCGUUUUGCUGACCCUGCUGUAGUUGACGAGGUCAUUCAUCUCGACAAAGAGUGGCGUGAGCGUCAAUUCGAGCUGGAUAAUUUGCGUAAAGAGUUCAACAAGAUCAACAAAGAAGUAGCCAAGCUGAAGAUAGCAAAACAAGAUGCAAGUGAGUUAAUUAAGAGUACUGAAGAGAACAAGAAAUUGACUGCAAAAAAAGAAGAAGAAGUGCAAGUAGCCCGGGCAGAACUAUAUACAAAACUUGAAAGCAUUGGAAAUCUUGUGCAUGACUCAGUUCCAGUUAGCAAUAAUGAGGACAAUAAUGCUUUCAUUCGUCAUUGGGGCGAUAAGAGAACCGAACCGGGGCUCAAAAACCAUGUUGAGCUUGUGAAGCUUCUUGGAAUUGCUGAUUUGGAGAAAGGUGCAAAUGUUGCUGGAGGUAGAGGUUACUAUCUGAAAGAUGAUGGCGUUGAUCUAAACCAAGCAUUGAUCUCUUUUGCCCUUCGUUUCUUGAAAAGAAGGGGAUAUUCUCGAUUACAGACUCCAUUCUUUAUGAGGCAAGAUAUCAUGGGAAAAUGUGCUCAACUUGCACAAUUUGAUGAAGAACUUUAUAAGGUCACUGGUGAGGGAGAGGAUAAAUAUCUUAUUGCAACAGCUGAACAGCCUCUCUGUGCAUAUCAUAUGGAUGAUUGGAUCCACCCCUCGGAAUUGCCACUAAGAUAUGCUGGAUAUUCGUCAUGCUUCCGUAAAGAAGCUGGUUCACACGGACGUGACACACUCGGCAUUUUCCGUGUUCACCAAUUUGAAAAAGUUGAGCAAUUUUGUAUCACCAGCCCGAAUGAAAAUGACUCCUGGGACAUGCAUGAGGAGAUGCUCAAGAACUCAGAGGACUUCUUCCAACAGCUAAAGAUUCCCUAUCAAGUAGUUUCAAUUGUCUCCGGUGCAUUAAAUGAUGCUGCUGCAAAAAAGUAUGAUUUAGAGGGAUGGUUUCCUGCUUCUGCCACAUACAGAGAACUUGUUUCAUGCUCAAACUGCACUGAUUACCAAUCAAGAAAAUUGGAAAUUCGUUAUGGUCAGAAAAAGGGAAAUGAGCAUUCGGCUAAACAAUAUGUUCAUUUGUUGAACUCAACCCUGACAGCAACAGAGAGGACAUUGUGUUGUAUCCUUGAGAACUACCAAAGGGAGGAUGGGGUGGAGGUCCCUGAAGUAUUGCAACCUUUCAUGGAUGGUGUGACUUUUCUUCCAUUCAAGAGCAUCCCAAAUGGUAAAGGGAAAAAGUCGAAAUAGACAUUAGUAUAUGCUUCAGAAACAAAGCUAUUUAAACAAUCACGACUGUUUAUGUGGUCUCAUGGCGUCUGAUUUCAGACGCCGUUUUUGCACAACAUAAUGUAUUACUUAUUUUGCGUGGUUUGGGAUGAAUAGAGAUUUUUUUGAUUUUUAUAUGUCCAAUUUUAUGCAAACUCAUUGACCAACUAUAUAUUUUUAUUUGGAAGUUAUUUAUGAUAUAAAAAUUAUAUAAAA